UCUCUUCUCUCUCUCUCUCUUCUCUGUCUCUUAAAAUCCUCCUCCUAAUCCCUCCACCAUGAACUCCACUCCAUUUUCACCAUCCAACGACAAUGUCGCUCCUCUCUCUCCCCUCCUCCCCCUGCAUCCCAAUCCCGACCCAUCCUCAGCUGGAUCUCCGGAGCAAAUCCAUGGUGGGAUUCGCUUCGCAGAGUCCGGGGAAUCGGCCGGUUUUCGUCGUCGGUUUCGGCGGCGGCGGCGGCGGCGGUCGCGGGCGGAAAAUUGUUGGGAGUGGAUGGAGUUUCGUUGGUGGGUCGAGAUUGGGGCUCCGAACGAGGGUUGUGGAAAUCGGUCGCCACAGAGGAAGAGGAGGAGGAGGAGGGUUUAGCCCUUCGGCUUCUUGGAUAACUACCUCUCAAAUUGCUAGCUAUGCUUUCACUUGGGGAACAGUUGCUGUCCUUCCAUUCUACGCUCUUAUGGUUCUAGCUCCUAAUGCUGAAUUCACAAAAAGAGCUAUGGAGAGCAGUGCACCAUAUGUCAUCCUCGGUGUCCUGUAUGCCUAUCUUCUUUACCUAUCAUGGACACCUGAUACGUUGCGAUCUAUGUUUGCAAGUAAAUAUUGGUUGCCGGAGUUACCUAGCAUCGCAAGAAUGUUUACGAAUGAAAUGACUGUUGCCUCGGCAUGGAUUCAUCUACUAGCUGUAGACCUUUUCGCUGCAAGGCAGGUAUUUCAUGAUGGCCUGAAGAAUAAGGUAGAAACAAGGCAUUCAGUGUCUCUGUGUCUUCUAUUUUGCCCAAUUGGGAUUGCCACUCAUGCCCUAACAAAGGCCUUAGCAAGAGGGGCUAAUAGGUCACAUUGAUGAUGUAAUUAGACAUAACAUAUUGUUUUCUCUCCUGUUGUCUUUUUUUUUUCCAAUUUAAUAAUGCGAAACUACAGCUUUAGUUGUAAAGCCAAAUGAAUGUUGUGCUUAUUACAAAGGGAAAACUUCAAAUACC
Messenger RNA from Ananas comosus (pineapple), 975 nucleotides. RefSeq names its product protein MAO HUZI 4, chloroplastic. The transcript is spliced from 6 exons. Bases 93 to 839 code for a protein of 248 amino acids. The record is from RefSeq and is a predicted model, not a curated record. NCBI's taxonomy places the organism in Eukaryota, Viridiplantae, Streptophyta, Magnoliopsida, Poales, Bromeliaceae.